CUUCGACAUCCGCAUUUCCUGCCACGCACGCAAGGAGUUAUAGAAAUACAGGAUCUCAGCUGGACGAAGUCAACACCCCUCGAAUUCAUCCAUUGAAAAGAAAUCACACUGCCGGUGUCGCUCAUAUUUCAUAAUGUCCACAUCUCAAGGAGUUAAUGUGCUUCGGUGGUCGGCUUUGGUCGCAGGCAUAUUCUACGGAUUCUCACACCAAAGAACAAUUUCCGCAAAUACAGCUGCAGCUCAUGCGCAGGCGGAAUACCAACACAAGGUCGAUUUAAUACAAAAAGCCAAAGCUGAAUGGGCUAAGAAGACUUUGCCUCCUCAGGCGAAGACGGCCAGCGGUGAUAUUAUCACGGAUCCCAACGACAAGAACUUUGACCUCGAGGCCUAUCUCACGAAACUAUCGGCCGAAAGCUGAAGGACCGGUAGCGGUAUUAUGUUUUGACCCAGGAAGAUGGAGGAAGUGAAGCCGGAUGGGUGGGCUCAAUUAGACAUGGCGUUUAUGCGCAGUUGAUACGCGGCAUUCUACUCGCAGUGAAUGGCGCCGAUGCCGUUGAUGAGUGGAAGAGAUUCCGAGAUCCAGCAAGAGAUUUGUACAUACAUUGCGCAGCAGAAAAGCGGUCUGUAAAACCAUGGUUCAAUUUGCAUACUGUUCCGGACUUUCCAUGUACGUUCUUGGCUCUGCUAUGAGCAAUGGGACAACUUCUUUUGAGUAGGACAAUGGGCUUCUUGGACGAUUAAUGUUGUCUAGGUCAUGCUCUCUAGUUCUCGCACCCAUGCAACAAUUGACCGCUGACAAAAUUGACAUACCAGUCGGGCUUCCGUUUGUGCUCUCAAACCCGUACCGAAUCACACGACGCGGACCACCGAAGUCAAUAUGGCUCUUCUCGUGACUUUCG
Molecule: messenger RNA, 899 nt
Organism: Exophiala oligosperma
Lineage: Eukaryota; Fungi; Ascomycota; Eurotiomycetes; Chaetothyriales; Herpotrichiellaceae
Exons: 3
Coding region: 134-418 (94 amino acids)
Biological process (GO): proton motive force-driven ATP synthesis
Molecular function (GO): proton transmembrane transporter activity
Source: RefSeq, a predicted model, not a curated record